AAAUAUUGUAUUAUGAUAUGAGAUUAUUAAAUUAAAUAUACAGUAAGAAGUAUAAGUUAAAAGGCAUUAUGAAGAAGUUGAAGAAACAGCAUCAUAGAAUUCGAUUGAAAUGAGACCCAAUAGAAAAAGAGACUAAUUUUGCUUUGAUAUACACGUAUAUACUGAAAUGUACGUGUAAGUAGGUGGGUAGAAUGCAUUUAUAAAAAUAAUGGCUGACUAGUAGUGUAUCGUACACAGAAAGAAGCGAUUGUAUGGACUUUAGUUGUGAUCCAAGUCGAACAAAGUUACAUUUUGUAUUAAAGCACACAAUAGAUAUCGAUGGACUGAACUUUACAAAUACAAUCGAUAAUAAUUAGUAAAAGACCAAGCAAGUUUGCUAUUUAGCCUCAGUACACAACUUUACGAAAUUCAUAGUUGAAUAAAAUUUACAGUCGUAUGUAUGGUUGUAAAAAUGAAGAAAAAGAUCCAUAGAAAAGAUAUGUUGAUCGUAUGAUUGUUUUCUGUAUUAUACAGCUUGUUAUCAAACGUUUCAAUGAAGUCAUAUUGCUUAAAAGAGAAAGGAUACUUUCGGUCGCGAUGCGACUUGCACGAUACAUUUCGUGUUUUUUUCUUCAAUUAAUUGCAUUUGAGCUACGGUUCUUUGUAUUUUAUUAAAUUUUUCUACAUCCUAAAAAGAAGAUUUAACACGAUGGUACAUAUACCGAGUGCGUAUAGUUACAAUUUUUGGGCAAAGUCACCCACGGAAGUUGUUGAACUAACUUGUUUAAUGCCAAAUGGGGUCGUUAUACCCUUAGAGACUAAUCGCAAUAUCACUUUGGCCGAAAUUAAAGAGGAUCUCUGGGAUGAAGCCAGCAAAUAUCCUCUUCAUGGUACAUUAAAAGAUGCUCCGUCCUAUGUAUUUUCAUGUAUCAACUCUAAUGCAGAAGCAGAAGAACUACGAGAUGAAACGAGACGUUUAUGUGAUAUAAAACCAUUUUGUUCUGUGUUUAAAGUUAUAGAGCGUGAAGGUGUUAAAAGCGAUAGAAAUUUAGAUUCUCAAAUUGGUCUUCUCAUUGGAAAAGGAUUACACGAGUUUACAGCCUUAAAGAAUUCAGAAGUGAAUGACUUCAGAUGGAAAAUGAGAGUUUUAGGAGAUGAAGUUGCAAUGGCAAGACAAAAGAAGUCUUGGAUGGAAAAAGUACGUUACCAGUUUCCUACCCGAUUAGCACCAACUGCCACAAUACCAAAAAAUAUUGAAUGUCGAUUAAAAGAUGGGAAUAUCGUUCUUGUCACCAAAUUUGAGAAUACAGAGACGGCCUUCACAUUUCAAAUACCACACACUACGACGCCAUAUCAGUUAUUGGUAUCUAUUUUAAAUAAACGAGCAAACACGUUAAUGUCGAAAGGACACCCAAACGAUUUUACUCUAAAAGUUUGCGGACAGGAAGAGUAUUUAAUUGGAGAUUAUCCUUUAAUACAGUUUAGUUAUAUUCAAGAUUGUUUAGCGAAAGAUAUUACUCCUACAUUGGUUACUCUAAAUAGAGAUAGCGUCUCUGUUGAUCAAGAAAGUACUGCAGAGAACGUAGAAGUAGAUACCUUACAACGUACAAGGCCUUCCUUUUCUACGUUAACUCUACGUAAGAAGGGUAAACAUAUAUCUGCUUGGAAAAUAGAGGAACCGUUUGUUUUUACCGUGAAUGGUAUAUCACGAUUAAACUGCGAUGCAGCCCAUCGUACCGUUGAGAUUGGCCUUCAAGCUGGCCUUUUUCAUGGUGGAAAAUCUCUGUGUGAAAGCCAGAAGACUAAAGAAACUAUUGUCAGUUCCGACGGAAGUUGCGAAUGGGAAGAACCGUUGAGGUUUGAUAUAAAAGUGCGUGAUAUACCGCGAAUGGCUAGGCUGUGUUUUGUUCUAUAUGAAAUUAGUAAGACUGCGAAAGGACUGAAAAGUCGUAGAUUAGUUAAAGAUACCAAACAGGAAUUUUUUAUAAAUCCAUUAUGCUGGGCGAAUACAACCAUAUAUGACUUUAAAUCUCAAUUAAAAACGGGAGCAAUGACACUCUAUACGUGGACGUAUGCCGAGGACAUGCAAAACGACGAUCUUCUGCAUCCUCUCGGAACGGUAGUCUCAAAUCCCCAUAUAGAUAGAGCGGCUGCUUUAAUGUUGACAUUUCCAAAUUAUGGGAAAGACAAAUCCGUUCUUUAUCCAACUCCGGAGAAAAUGGUGGAAUAUGCGAGAAAGUUACGGGAAUCAUCUGCCGAACGUUCGAUCCAAGAAGAACCUGAUCAAGAAUCUGAUGUCGGUAAGCUUCAGCAACUCGAGCAACUUCGAUUAUUAGCGGAUAGAGAUCCACUGCACGAGCUUCACGAGCAAGAACGAAAGAUAAUGUGGACAUUAAGGCAUCACUGUCUUCUUGAGAUACCCACGCUGUUGGCCAGGUUGUUGCACUGCGUGGAAUGGAAUGAUCAUAGGGAAGUAGCUGAAGCUACGGCGCUAGUGCAACAGUGGCCCAAAUUACCCGUUGAAAAGGCACUUGAAUUAUUGGAUUAUGCUUACGCUGAUCAAAAUGUUCGAAGUUUUGCUGUGCGUUGUUUAAUGGAUGUCAGCGACGAAGAUUUGAGCCUUUAUCUAUUGCAGCUGGUACAAGCGUUAAAACACGAAAAUUAUUUAUCUUGUGAACUGACGGAGUUUCUACUGAGACGCGCUCUUAACAAUCGAAGCAUUGGUCAUUUCUUAUUCUGGCAUCUUAGAUCGGAGAUGCAAGUGGGUGCUGUAUCAGUUCGUUUUGGUUUGAUAUUAGAAGCGUAUUGUAGAGGAAGCCAACAGCAUAUGCGAUCGUUGUUUAAACAAAUGGAAUGUUUGGGCAAAUUGAAAUGUGCUUCCGAACAAAUAAAGCAGCGAAAAGAUCGGAAAGCCACGUUACAAGGAUUUCAAGAAUUUAUUCAAGAACCUCAUUGUCAAGAUGCGUUGUCAAACGUUUUAAAUCCAUUGGAUCCAAGUUUUCGAUGGAAACGCAUUAAAAUCGAGAAAUGUAGAGUAAUGGACAGCAAGAUGCGGCCACUUUGGUUAGUUUUUGAAAAUGCUGAUCCGUUCGGUGAUGAUAUUUACUUGAUAUUGAAACAUGGAGAUGAUUUGAGACAAGAUAUGCUUACGCUGCAGAUGUUACGAAUCAUGGAUAAGCUGUGGAAAAAAGAAGGUCUGGAUUUACGUAUGAAUCCUUACGGUUGCAUAUCAACGGAAAAUAGAGUUGGCAUGAUCGAGGUGGUUCUAAACGCAGAAACGAUUGCAAAUAUUCAAAAGGAAAAAGGCACUUUUUCGGCAACUGCUGCUUUUAGGCGAGGAUCUUUACUUGCUUGGUUGAAAGACCAUAAUCACACCGAGACAGCGUUGAACAGAGCUAUCGAGGAAUUUACUUUAAGCUGCGCGGGUUAUUGCGUGGCUACGUAUGUCCUUGGAAUUGCGGAUAGACAUUCGGAUAAUAUAAUGGUGAAGAAAACCGGUCAAUUGUUUCACGUUGAUUUUGGUCACAUACUUGGACACUUUAAAGAGAAAUUUGGAUUCAGGCGUGAACGCGUGCCCUUCGUGUUGACCAAUGAUUUCGUACAUGUAAUAAACAAGGGUCAGACAAAGAAGGGUCAAGCAGUUGAAUUUCAACGAUUUCAGAGUCACUGCGAACAAGCUUUUCUCGUUCUACGACAACACGGAGGUCUAAUAUUAUCAUUGUUUGCUAUGAUGAUAUCAACGGGAUUACCUGAAUUAUCAUCGGAAAAAGAUCUUAAUUAUUUAAGAGAUACUCUGGUACUUGAGAUGUCUGAAAGCGAGGCACAAAAACAUUUUAGGAGUAAAUUUGACGAAGCUCUUUGUAAUUCGUGGAAAACUUCGUUAAACUGGGCUUCUCAUAAUAUGUCGAAAAACAAUAAAACGACAUGAGCGGAACAGAAUAAAACAAACUGAAACGAAUGAAUUCGAUCGGCACAUGCUUAUCGACGAACAAGUGCCAUCGUAUCGUUCAAAUGUGCAAAACUUGAUUUGGAUGAUGAAUGAUUCUUCAUGAAAAGAAUAUACAUGUUUGCUGUAAAGAAGAGACGCAAACGAUGGAAUGAUUAGACAAAUUUUGUUGAUCACCAGCAACUAUUUUUCUCGUUGCCGUAUAACCGUAACGCGUGCGCAUCCUUAUCCCCACGCCUCCUCUCUGACUCCUUUUCUUUCCCUCUUUUUCCUUUCUCUAUAUUUCAUACACAUUAUCACAUACUACGCACGCACAGGCGUUCGAUUCUUUAUUGUACAUUUAUAUGCUACACCCCCCUUUUUGCCACUUAUGAUAAGUGGACGGAAAAUAGAAGCGAAAUACGUGUAUAGUACAUAUCAUUGGUUGACAUUGCGAUCGCAGGAUUCUCAUAAACAGAAGAUAAGCAGGCGUUACUUUGAAAGGAAUGUUUCAAGACGAUUCGCUCGCCUGACAAGAUUGUUGCAGUAUCACGGCUGUGCUAUUCUACCAGCAGUCUUAUAAUCUUCCGAUUGUAACAAAGAAUGGUCAAAGGCUUGGAAUAAACUUUGAAUAAUCCACGAAAUUUCUGAAUCCUGGAAUACUAUUGUAUCGAUUGUAAUAAACGAAGUUAUUCUUCA
Molecule: messenger RNA, 4603 nt
Organism: Bombus pascuorum
Lineage: Eukaryota; Metazoa; Arthropoda; Insecta; Hymenoptera; Apidae
Gene: Pi3K92E
Product: phosphatidylinositol 4,5-bisphosphate 3-kinase catalytic subunit delta isoform
Exons: 10
Coding region: 689-3907 (1072 amino acids)
Biological process (GO): phosphatidylinositol-3-phosphate biosynthetic process; cell migration; phosphatidylinositol-mediated signaling
Cellular component (GO): plasma membrane; phosphatidylinositol 3-kinase complex; cytoplasm
Molecular function (GO): 1-phosphatidylinositol-4-phosphate 3-kinase activity; 1-phosphatidylinositol-3-kinase activity
Source: RefSeq, a predicted model, not a curated record